AAAAAGAGGAAGAUAAAUUGCUUGCAUUUGUAGUCUGCGCUCAUCUGCUUUCAUUUGAGUGUUGAAGAUCAGACUCACUUGAACACGAGAUGUCCAUCAGAAUGGUUCCUCCUCUUCCUCUGAUCUUUCUUCUCAUGAUUCUGGGGGUUUAUAGUGAUGAUUGGAGUGUAAGUUACACGUCUACAUACAUCUGUGCACUAAAGGGGUCAUCAGUGAUAAUGUCCUGCACUUAUAAAUACCCUCCUGGAUAUAAGAUCAAGAAAGUGUUCUGGACCAAAUUUAGCGAAAAGGGUGUAGAGUUUCCAGAUCUGUUUAAUGACCCUGAAUACAGUCAGAGGAUUCAGUAUCUGGGAGAUAAACGGCAGAUCUGCACCAUCAGACUGAAUGAUGUGACACAGAAGGAUUCACACGAGUACUAUUUCAGAUUCAUUACUGAUAAACCCGAUGGAAGAUGGAUUGGUAAACCUGGAGUGACUCUUGAUAUCACAAAUCUUCAUGUGGAGUCUCCUGAGAGCGUGACAGAGGGAGAUACAGUCAGUCUGACAUGUAAAAGCACCUGUAAUCUGACUGACAGAGCAACAUUCAUCUGGUUGAAAAACACACAGUCAUUAACUGAGAGAAACAAUAAACUCCUCCUGCAGUCAGUCAGAAGAGAGGAUGCAGGCAGAUAUAGCUGUGCUGUACAUGGACACAAUCUCACAUCACCUCAUGUUUAUCUCAAUGUUAGAUAUCCUCCAGAGGAUCCUGUAAUCUCCAUCAGUCCAUCUGGUGAAAUAAUAGAGGGUGAUUCAGUGACUCUGACCUGCAGCAGUGAUUCAAACCCACCUGCAGACAUCAGCUGGUUUAAAGAGAAAACAUUUCUUACACAUGGGCAAAUCUACAGCAUCACAAGUAUCCGCUCUGAUCACAGUGGAGAAUACAAGUGCAAGUCCAGAAAUGAAGUUGGAGAGAAAUACUCUGAUGCUGUCACUUUAAAUGUCAUGUACACCCCAAAGACUGUCUCAGUGUCCAUGAGUGGAUCAGGUGAAAUAGUUUUGGGUGAUUCAGUGACUCUGACCUGCAGCAGUGAUUCAAACCCACCUGUUCUGAACUACACCUGGUUUAAGCAGAAUGAAAGCUCAGCUGUUGGAUCUGGACAGAGUUACAGUGCACUACAGAGUGGAUUCUUCUACUGUGUGGCUCAGAAUCAACAUGGAUCUCAGAGAUCAGCUGCUGUAUCAGUGACAGUCCAUCAUAGAUCUGGUUGGCAUGUAGUAUUGGGGAUCACAAUGGGAUGUGGAGGAUUACUCAUCAUCGUCAUCGUGAUCAUCAUUCUGUUUAUUUAUUUUAACAGGAGAAAAAGAAGCAGCGCUAAAGAUGAAGACCUCACAGUUAAACAGGAUGAUCUCUACUCCAAUAUAACAGGGAGAGCUCCAUCCGAUGUUCAUGUUUGUGAAUCGGCUGAUUGUGAUGCUGCUCAGUAUGCCAGUAUUUCACCCAACUGCAGAGAUCAGACUGCAGGAAAAGCUCCUAAAUCCAGAGAUACUGAGGAGAUCCAGUAUGCAACUGUCCAACAUUACAAAAACCAAGAGAUGAAGAAACCAGAAGAGAUUGAAAACCAGUAUGGCAAUAUUAGGGUUCACCAGCCUGAUGCUGCCAUGAGGCGAUCAAAUUCGCAAACUGUAGAAGAUGUCUCAGUGAUCUACAGCAGUGUAAAACAACCCUGUGUUCAUCACUCGGGACUACAGAGCAAAUGAACUUGUUCUUUUGAAUGUGGGUUCUGUUUGGAUGAACAUGAGUUUGUUUCCGGCUUGGGUUAUUUCUCAAUCACACACACACUAUCUUCUGACCAUCAUUUUCUGUCACAUCUCGUUUCUCCCUUCAGCUGAAGGCAAAAAAGUGUUGAUAUUUCACUGAUAAAAGGUGUAUUAACAUAUAGUUUGAUUGAUUUACACUUAAAUGAGGAAUUAUGUCAUAGCUUUGCAUCAAAACAACUGCAUUUUCUAUUCAUUGUGGAGGAUUAACCGUUUUUUCUCAUACUGUGGGGAUGUCAGAAAAAAAACGUAUCUGUAGUCAUAAGUGACAACAUCCAUUCUUACACAAUAGGUCAUGUUUUGAAAUUCUGCAGAACAUGUUUCCAGUGACAGAAUACAAGGGUGGAGACCCAGCUUCAUUAUUUGUUUUAUUUAUACUUGACCAUUCCUGUAAUCUCAAUAGUGCAAUAGUUUUACAAAUGCACAACAAUAAUGCAUGCAGCGGUAAAUGCAGAAAAUUCAAUGCUAUUAAUAUAAUGUACACAAUAUGUAUAAUAAUAUUAUGUAUACAAGUAUGUAUGUAAGAGAAUAAAAGUAUGA
Molecule: messenger RNA, 2333 nt
Organism: Myxocyprinus asiaticus (Chinese sucker)
Lineage: Eukaryota; Metazoa; Chordata; Actinopteri; Cypriniformes; Catostomidae
Product: B-cell receptor CD22-like
Exons: 10
Coding region: 90-1736 (548 amino acids)
Source: RefSeq, a predicted model, not a curated record